This is a messenger RNA of Schizosaccharomyces octosporus yFS286, 744 nucleotides long. RefSeq lists its product as uncharacterized. The record is from RefSeq and is a predicted model, not a curated record. The coding region runs from base 133 to 441 and encodes 102 amino acids. The transcript is spliced from 3 exons. NCBI's taxonomy places the organism in Eukaryota, Fungi, Ascomycota, Schizosaccharomycetes, Schizosaccharomycetales, Schizosaccharomycetaceae.
CCUUCCACCAACACCAAGACAAAAUUCAAUUCUCUCGGAAUUAGCAUUUCUGAAACCAUCUUUUGUUGAUUAAAAGAUAUUAGUUUUAUUAUAUUUUGGUUUUUGUUUUUGUUAGAGGAUUUCCAUAUCAUUAUGAGCAACCAAGCACCUGUGAAUACGAACGAACCUCUUCAUCCCAUCGUACAAACGUCAUUAUUUGAUGUUGGUGCUAGAGUUCGUAAAGCUGUUCAAACUGGUUACAAAUUUGACCAACAUUUAUUCCCUUCAUACCACCAAGACAAGACUGAUCAAACUGAACUUCCUCAGCAAAAGCAUGAUCCCUCUUUACGCUUGACGGAUUUAAAGAGCGAAUUGGCCGCAGACUCUAUCUUUUGGGACACCGCUACUACGGAUCAAAUUGCUCAGCAAUUUGCAAACCAUAGUUUCUUGGAAUCACGUUAAAUUAUGUAAGUGAUCUUCCAAUCCCAAGAUGUUUGAAAAUGAUCACUUCUUUUCAGUUCUUUUGAGACGUGUACAUUUUCGGUGUGUGCAUCCCUUUCUUUUGUAUUCUUUUUUUUUCAUUAUUUUUUUAGCAUGCUUUUCUAUGAACUGUUUAUUGCUUUAUUUAUAUCUCGCUUUUUUUCUUGUAUGUUGAUUGCAAAAGAAAAAGAACAUGAAUUCUUAUCUUUAUUGUUUGGCUUAGGUAUUACUCAAACUUUUUAUAAAUGAAAUCAACUAUUUGCAGAAACAUUAAACGCAUGAAGC